Messenger RNA from Frankliniella occidentalis (western flower thrips), 3062 nucleotides. RefSeq names its product proton channel OtopLc-like. The transcript has 10 exons. Bases 32 to 2518 code for a protein of 828 amino acids. Gene Ontology annotation, molecular function: proton channel activity. Gene Ontology annotation, cellular component: membrane. Gene Ontology annotation, biological process: proton transmembrane transport. The record is from RefSeq and is a predicted model, not a curated record. Lineage: Eukaryota; Metazoa; Arthropoda; Insecta; Thysanoptera; Thripidae.
GCGGCGCGCGGGCGAUGCAGCAGGCGGUGGGAUGAGGGACCGCCCGGGUCACCGCGCUCUGCGGGGAUUGGAUCGAGACCGCAUCGAGUCCUUCAGGGACCUCAAGGACCUCAAGGAGCACUUCCCCAGGCGACUGCGCGACCCCUGGCGCGACACCAAGUUCUCCCUUCUAGCCGGGGCCUCGUCGGAGCCUCCGUCACCGGACCCCGGACCUCAGGCCAGUGGCCAGGACGACCCGCCACUCACGCCGCCCGCGCCGCCGACGCACCAUGCCGGCCCCUCGACGCCCACCUCCGCCGCGCCGGCGGCCGCGACCACGCCCGCCCUGAGGGACGCCCCGCAGGGUGGCGUCCUCCACGGCGGCGGCGGCCUCCAGCGGGCGGCGGCCGCCGCCACCCCGGACGACCUGAUGCAGGUGCUGGAGCGGUCCUCGGGCAGCACGUCGUCGGGGACGUCCGACCUGUCGGGCCUGCUGCUGUCGCCGCGCUCCGGCCUCACGCGCCGCUCCGUGUCCGAGCGCGUCCUCAUCCCGGAGGACGACGCGCACGCCGGCACGCCGUCGCCGCCCGCGCCGCCCUCCUCGGAGCGCGAGAAGCGCGCCAUGCUCCGGCGCAACCUCACGCAGAUCCUGAGCUGCGUCUACGCCGUGUUCAUCGUCACCCUGGGCGUGGUCGUCUACAUCAGCAGCCUGGUCGCCGGCAAGUCGCCCAUCCUGGCCGAGGCAUUUAGUCUUUACCUGGUGGGGCUCGGCCUGCUCUACCUCGUCUUCCUGUACACGGACAUCCGCCGCUACCUAAACCGACUCAAGGCACGCCAGGCCUUUCUGCUCUCGCCGCCGCCCAACGUGACAGCCGAGAGCAAGGCGCCCCGGCCCGCCGUCCCCCCAGGCCCCGCCGGCCCGGGCUCGCAGCCCCACCGGCCUUCCCUGCCCCGGCCGCGGCCGCCCCUCAGGCCCGUGCCCCACGACUACUGCUUCAGCGACGCCAGUCACGCCGCCAGCUUCUACCUCAAGGUUGGCGCGGCCGGCUUUUGCUUCGGCCACCUAGUGCACUCGUCGCUUCUGUUGGCCUACCAGGCCAUGUUCCUCAUCCAGGACCCGGACGAGUUCUCCAAGUGCGCCUCGCCCGCCACUCUGGUCCUGGACAUCCUCUACCCCGUCUACUCCUUCCUGCAGCUAUUCUUCAUCUUUAAAUACUCCAAUGUGAUCAUCAACAGGUGCGAGGAGCUGGCGCGGUUCGCCCUGAUGCACUGCCUGGCGUCCAGCCUGUGCUUCUGGGUGUGGACCAUCCUGAGGGAGACGAUGGACUCGCUGGCGCACUACGACCACCAGGACGCCCCGCACGAGCACCUGGAGCAGCCCGAGGACGUCCUCCUGGACUACGACACCGACUACCCGGCGGCGCCCCUGGCCGCGCCCCUCGGAUCCACCCACGCGCCGACGGCCGGCACCGGGCCAGUGGCCAUGCCCCUCACCACGUACCACAAGCGCGGUGCUCUGGAUCUGGUCAAGUUCAUGAACGCCUCGUCGCUGGGCUCGUCCGAAUGCCGGGCGUCCACGCAGCUGUCUACCGUGCUCGACAGCCUGUCGCCCUACCUCUACCCGUUCACCAUCGAGUACAGCAUCCUCGUCGUUGGCGUGCUGUUCGUCAUCUGGCAGAACAUUGGCAACUGCAGCAACGCGGUGGAGGAGGCCGCGGAGGCCGACGGUAAGGUGAGCAGCGCGGCGAGCACGUCGAGCGCAAGCAGCACUGCUAGCAGCAGGGGCUCGACGGCGUCCCUGUGCCGCCCGCCGCCCAUGUCGCCACAGAGCGGCUUCGUGAGCAACGUGGUGCUGCACGCCGACUGCCACUCGGCCAACAAGGGGCUCUUCGCCGGCCUCAUCGUGCUGGUGGGGGCCGCCAUCUCCAUCAUCCUGUUCCUCCUCGCCAUGGCAGACAGUGAGUACAUGGAGGUCGGGCUGACGGUCAACUCGGUGACGGAGCUGACGCUGCUGGCGCUCAUGACGGUCGCCGUGAUGGCGGCGUACUGUCGCCUCGCCAAGCUGGACGUGGUGCGCCGCUCCUCCGCCUCCGUCUCGCUGCUCGACCACCUGCUCCUCUUCCUCUGCAUCCCGGCCUUCUUCCUCUACGCCAUCUUCAGCAUCGUGCCCGCCCUGGAGCAGCGUUCCUACUUGUCCAUCACCACCAUCUUGCUGCAGGUGACCCAGGUGCUGGUGCAGACCCCCUUCAUCAUGGACGGCAUGCGCCGCUGCAGCAACUGCGUCAAGCUGCGCCUGCAGAAGCCCGGCCGGGAGCUGGUCACGUUCCUCAUCGUCUGCAACGUGGCCCUGUGGAUCACGGACACGUUCGAGAUCAAGUCGGUGGACGCGCGCGACCACCGUGCCGACUACUACGGCCGCGUGCUCUGGACCAUGAUCUCGCACGCCACCGUGCCCCUCACCAUGCUCUACCGCUUCCACUCGUCGGGCUGCCUCGUGCACAUCUGGAAGUCGGCCUACGAGGCGGACCGGCUGCACUAAGGCAACGUGCACUUUUUUCGAGACGAAUUCUACGUGGUUGUUGUUUUUUUUCCCGAUGGUAUUCCGAUAAAUUUUGAGAGUCUCUUUGCAUCUCCCUUGUAAGUGGAGGGGGACUGGCCUCGAGCGUCUAGCUGCUAGACUCUAGCACAUGCGGCCAGAUAAAUUUUGAAGUCAUGUUGAAAUGGCCCCCCGUCAGUGUGACAAGCAGCACCGCUCUCAAACAUAAUUCAUCAACUAUGUAUUGUUAUAAUUUGUUACGUUCUUGUGUAAGCGAAGACCCUUAUUUGUUUCGUUGAUGAGAAAAGAUUUAUAAUUGUAUGUAUAACGUUGUCUGUUUUAUUUAUUUUUUAAGAGCGGCGUCACUCAGGUAGCCAAUAAAGUAUUGCAUUAUAGGGUUGGCAGCACCGGUCAUGUCGCUUUCCGUGCGUUGUGUCAUUCCAUGUGUUCCUUGUUCCUAUUUCAUUGUGUCCGUUAUGUUUUGUUUUAUUUUGGAGAUUUUUUCUGUCAGUGUGUAGUGAAUAAACACAAGUAAAUUUUAUAAAAA